Messenger RNA from Crotalus tigris (Tiger rattlesnake), 3181 nucleotides. RefSeq names its product collagen beta(1-O)galactosyltransferase 1 (gene COLGALT1). Lineage: Eukaryota; Metazoa; Chordata; Lepidosauria; Squamata; Viperidae. Gene Ontology annotation, molecular function: procollagen galactosyltransferase activity. The record is from RefSeq and is a predicted model, not a curated record. The transcript has 12 exons. Bases 718 to 2547 code for a protein of 609 amino acids.
GGGACAGGUAGGGUGGGACUGUCCUAAUGGGGUGUGUUGGUUCCUCAAUUAACCUGGAUCCAUUCAAUACAAGGCAAGGCUUUAUCUCUGGAUAAUGUUAUUUCUGGAUUGGGGCAACAGCCCUCAAAUACCAACCAGCUGCAAGAAAACAAGGUUGGGAUAAGGACAGGCCUUGGCCAGAUGCAAAAGGACUUUUGUUAUGGAGAGAAGACAUUAUUGCUUCAGUGGUCUUGGAUACCCAACAUUUUGGGUGGAGCCUCAAGCGGCAUCAGCCUUACAUCUUGCUAAAAGACUUCCUUCCUUCCUUCCUUCUUUUCCUCCUUCCCAUGAUCCUACAGGAAUCUAAUUAAGAAUUACAGAACAGAGUUGGAAGGGACCUUGGAGGUCUUCUAGUCCAACCCCCUGCUCAGGAAGAGACCCUAUACCAUUGCGGACAAAUGCCUUCCUUCCUGCCUGCCUGCGUGGCUUUUGCAGCCAAAAAAGUCUGUACGUUGAUUUUGCAGAACCGAGCCGAAGGAGAGGCGAGGAACCUGGAAGCGGGAGCGCUCCUUCGGGGCGAGCAGAACUCCUCCUUAUAGGAACUGCCCACCGCCCUCGGCAAAGCCUUUCCUUCCACGUAUCUGUCGGAGGGCAGGAUUGGGAGGAGUUUCUCCCCUGCCCCUUUAAGACCGUGUUUCCUGUCGGAGGGCAGGCGAGGGAGUGGCGGCGGCGGCGGUUAUGAAGCCUCGAUGGCUCUGCUUCUGCCUCCUGGCUCUGGCGACAUGGAGUGCCCGCCGGUCGGGCGCUUACUUCCCGGAGGAGCGCUGGGUGCCCGAAUCCCCGCUGCGGCCUCCGCGCGUCUUGCUGGCCCUGCUCGCCCGCAACGCGGCUCACUCACUGCCGGCGACGCUGGGCUGCCUGGAGAGGCUCAGCUAUCCCAAGGACCGCAUCGCGCUCUGGGUGGCAACAGAUCACAACAUGGAUAACACAACUGCAGUGCUUCGGGAAUGGCUCAUGAACGUUCAGAGCAUGUAUCACUCAGUGGAGUGGCGGCCCAUGGAUCAUCCCAGGUUUUAUCCAGAUGAAGAAGGCCCCAAAGACUGGUCCACCUCACGCUAUGACUAUAUCAUGAAGCUCCGACAAGCAGCUUUGCAGUCUGCCCGAGACAUUUGGGCCGACUAUAUCCUGUUUGUGGAUGCAGACAAUCUAUUAACAAAUCCUGACACUCUGGGCCUUUUGAUAGCUGAGAACAAGACUGUGGUGGCACCAAUGCUGGACUCGCGAGCAGCCUAUUCAAACUUCUGGUGUGGGAUGACCUCACAGGGCUAUUAUAAGCGUACCCCUGCUUACAUACCCAUCCGGAAGCGGGAUCGCCAAGGUUGCUUUGCUGUACCCAUGGUGCACUCUACCUUCCUCAUCAACCUACAGAAAGAGGCCUCACAAAACCUUGUUUUCUACCCUCCCCACCCAGAUUAUACCUGGGCUUUUGAUGACAUCAUUGUCUUUGCAUUUGCCUGCAGACAGGCAGAAGUUCAGAUGUACGUGUGUAACAAAGAAGAAUAUGGUUUCCUUCCGGUGCCUCUACGAUCUCAUGGCACCCUGCGUGAUGAAAUGGAGAGCUUCCUGCAUGUGCAGCUGGAGAUCAUGGUUAAGAACCCUCCAGUGGAACUUUCUCAGUAUUUGUCUCUGCUUCCCAAAAUCCCAGAUAAGAUGGGAUUUGAUGAGGUCUUCAUGAUUAAUCUCAAACGUCGGACAGAUCGACGGGAACGGAUGUUGAAAACCCUCUAUGAGCAGGAGAUUGACUGCAAAAUUGUUGAAGCUGUAGAUGGGAAGGCAAUGAAUAGCAGCCAAGUGGAAGCCAUGGGCAUCAAGAUGUUGCCAGGUUACAAGGACCCAUACCAUGGACGUCCACUCACAAAGGGAGAAUUGGGUUGCUUUCUCAGCCACUAUAAAGUUUGGAAAGAGAUCAUUGAGAGAGGCCUGGAGAAGUCGGUGGUGUUUGAGGAUGACCUGCGCUUUGAGAUCUUCUUCAAACGGCGCAUGAUGAACCUCAUGUAUGACUUAGAAGAAGAGGGCCUGGACUGGGAUUUAAUCUACAUUGGACGGAAGCGCAUGCAGGUAGAGCAUCCAGAGAAAGCUGUGCCCCACAUCCGCAAUCUGGUGGAAGCUGACUACUCCUACUGGACACUGGGCUAUGUCAUCUCCCUUCAAGGGGCCAAGAAACUGCUGGAUGCUGAACCCCUCUCCAAAAUGUUGCCAGUGGAUGAGUUUCUUCCAGUCAUGUUUAACAAACACCCUGUUACUGAAUACAUGGAACAUUUUGACAACCGAAAUUUGCUGGCCUUCUCAGUGGAGCCCCUGCUGGUUUAUCCAACACACUACACAGGGGAUGAUGGUUACAUCAGCGACACCGAGACCUCCGUAGUGUGGAACAAUGAGAACGUCAAAACGGAUUGGGACCGGGCCAAGUCCCAGAAAAUGAAGGAGCAGCAGGAGUUGAGGAAUGAAGCCAGGAAUUCAGAUGUGCUCCAGUCCUCACUCGACAGGACAGCCCGGGAUGAGCUAUGACGCCGCGUGGAUGCUGAAGAAGGGGACCGGGAGAGAGACGGUGCAAGGGGAAGCUUUUCUCUUCGUCUCAGGGUUUAAUGGGUUGAUUCUCUCAGAUGCCAACAAUGGGGUUGAUAUCACAACUUCCUGGCAGUGCCUAUGGGAAGCCUCAGUCCCUUGCAGCCUGAGGAACCUGAUAUGGAAAUGGUGGCCUCUACUUAGUUCCACCAUCUCCUGCUCUCCUGUUCUGUGCAUGAAUGUGGGGCGGAGGCAAUUUUGCAGUACUCAUUCGAGAAGUUUUAUUCUCUUAAUCAUAGGCCUUUUACACAGACUCCCACAUGUUGGGAGGGGGACAUGUUGAACAGAUGCAGCUCAGCUCAGCAGGUUUCGAUGUCAUUACGCUCUGUAUCCGACAAAGACCAUUUCAAUUGGUUUUUAAGGCAGUAAAAACAAUUUAGGUUAAUUUUAUAUAAAAGUUCUUCCUAGAACACCUCUUUUCAGAAGAAUCUUGACCUUUUUCUCCCUCGGUUCCUUGGUUGUGUUGAAGUCUCAAGUAUGGGCUACCAAAAGUCAGGCCUUAUUAGUCAAUCGCAGUAUGCUUUAUUCAGGGGUUGGUUUUUUUCCCAGAGGAAAAUGUUACCGUACUUAGGAAUAU